GAUAAUUAAUGUUAACGAACCUCUUGUCAUUUUAAUUGCGAUAAUGAACAAGUUAAUUUUAAUUAAUAUUGAGACAUGAUUAGGCAACAAUUCAGAUAAAUGCUAUGCUAACAGCAAUGACAUUUUAAAAGUCAGAAACUCUAACCUCGAUUGGCGAAACUCAGCACGGUGAACAAAUUCUUCCAAAUUUAAGCGAAAAUAACUACAAUCAAAACUGAAAAUGGGGUCCAAAGUGAACUCAUUAGGCAAAAAAUUAGUCGAACAACUCAAAUCCAAAGAAUUUCGAGAUUAUUUGAUGAGCACUCAUUUCUGGGGUCCUGUUGCAAACUGGGGUAUCCCGCUAGCGGCACUGGCCGACAUAAAUAAAGAUCCGAAAUUUAUAAGUGGCAAAAUGACGACAGCGCUGAUAUUGUAUUCGGCGAUGUUCAUGAGAUUUGCCUGGAAAGUGCAGCCUCGUAACAUGCUGCUCUUUGCGUGCCAUUUCACAAACGAGGGAGCGCAAUUAGUGCAGUUCUCCAGAUUUGCCAAUUACCAUUAUUUUUCAAAGGAUGAACAAGAGACUUCAGACGAGAAAAAGGUAGCAACUGCGUAAAAUCUUUGCAUUGUUUGUCUAUUAGGGUCGUUCUCCAGAGAUAUUAUAGCAGGGUUAUUGGUGCGAGAACUUUGUGGGGCACACAAAUGAAUUUAUGGCUUAAAAAAUAAAAAAACUGUGUUUACCAUGUCAUAUAAAUUUGUAGUGUAGCAUUUUAGAAACGGAGGGUAAUUUUCAAAUAUAGGGUUCGUACAUUUUGCACAGUGUAACAGCAGUAUAAUUUUGUUAUACUUUUUACAUUCUGUUUUUUGCUGUUUGUUACUGUUUUACAUUUUUACAAAACCUUGAUUAUUUUUAUAGUCUAACAG
Cylas formicarius (sweet potato weevil) is the source of this 900-nucleotide messenger RNA. RefSeq names its product mitochondrial pyruvate carrier 1 (gene Mpc1). The transcript has 3 exons. Gene Ontology annotation, biological process: pyruvate import into mitochondria. Gene Ontology annotation, cellular component: mitochondrial inner membrane. The record is from RefSeq and is a predicted model, not a curated record. Lineage: Eukaryota; Metazoa; Arthropoda; Insecta; Coleoptera; Brentidae. Bases 221 to 592 code for a protein of 123 amino acids.